This is a messenger RNA of Micropterus dolomieu (smallmouth bass), 522 nucleotides long. RefSeq names its product ATP synthase, H+ transporting, mitochondrial F0 complex, subunit g (gene atp5mg). Lineage: Eukaryota; Metazoa; Chordata; Actinopteri; Centrarchiformes; Centrarchidae. Gene Ontology annotation, molecular function: proton transmembrane transporter activity. Gene Ontology annotation, biological process: proton motive force-driven ATP synthesis. The transcript is spliced from 3 exons. The record is from RefSeq and is a predicted model, not a curated record. Bases 108 to 419 code for a protein of 103 amino acids.
ACAGGCACUUCUGUGGUCAGCUGCAGUCGCGGGUCCUGGUCCUGGAGGUGACAUUCACUCGGCUAGCAGGAGCCGGGGAAGCAGUUAGCAUCGACAAACACGUCAACAUGGCACAAGCAAUGCAAAAGCUGGUCGCUAAAGUACCUACUCUAGUCGGCGCCGCUGUCACCUACUCCAAACCCCGGCUAGCAACCUUCUGGCACUAUGCCCGUGUUGAACUUGUCCCCCCUUCCCCUGCCGAGAUCCCCAAGGCCAUCGAGGGGGCCACAAACCUCAUCAAGGGUGUCCAGACAGGACGUCUCGGUCAGACAACAGUAAAGGAUGCUUUCAGGAAUGGACUGGUGGCCACUGAAGUGUUGAUGUGGUUCUACAUUGGAGAGUGCAUUGGCAAAGGAGGCAUCAUUGGCUAUGAUGUCUAAAUUUAGGACUGAUAAGCUUUUUUUUUUUUCUCUUGAGCAUUGUAUGCUCAACUUCUUGCAAGAAUCCUGGGAACCAAUAAACAGAUGUCUAUUGUCCAAAAAA